Serendipita indica DSM 11827 is the source of this 675-nucleotide messenger RNA. The record is from the annotation of a GenBank genome assembly. NCBI's taxonomy places the organism in Eukaryota, Fungi, Basidiomycota, Agaricomycetes, Sebacinales, Serendipitaceae.
AUGAGUCUGACCACAGCCGCACUAGUCAUUAUAGACCUGCAGAAUGAUUUUCUUGCCCCCGACGCGCCAUUCGCGGUUCACCCAGAGCCCCGAGAAGCCAUACAACAGAGUAUCUCGUCUCUCGUGCCAACAUUCCGCACGGCCGGGGGACAUAUCAUCUGGAUCAAAUCGAAUUAUCAGCAUGGGAUGCCCUCGGGAGAAUUAGAGAGCGUGGAGCCAGAACCGUCGAGGACGUCUCACAGCGUUCAGCCUUUGGUAUCCAUACCAUCCAGUCUACUUUGGGUCCUAGAAGGAACUCAUACUGGGAAGAAACCAUGUUGUCAAGCAGGCACACCUGGUGCAGAGCUCGUCGACUGGGCAGCUCAGCUGGUGAAAGACGAAGAUGUGACUGUCGUCAAGACAUACUAUUCGGCAUUCCGAAGGACACGCCUCCUAGAAGAGCUUGUAUCCAAGGGGAUUGAUACCGUGUAUAUAUCCGGGCUCCUGAGUAAUAUGUGCGUACUCGCCACAACACUCGACGCCUUGCGUAGUAUGCAGUCAAAGGUAGCAAUUGUCGUUGAUGGAUUGGCGUGGAGGAAAGAAACUUCCCAUCACAAAGCCCUAGAGACGUUUCGGCAACAUGGUGUUCAACUAAUUGCGAGCGCGGAGAUUCCGCAAGCUGUAAGAGAGUGCUAG